Molecule: messenger RNA, 1657 nt
Organism: Polychytrium aggregatum
Lineage: Eukaryota; Fungi; Chytridiomycota; Chytridiomycetes; Polychytriales
Product: Mur ligase
Exons: 1
Coding region: 132-1412 (426 amino acids)
Biological process (GO): folic acid-containing compound biosynthetic process
Cellular component (GO): cytoplasm; cytosol; mitochondrion
Molecular function (GO): tetrahydrofolylpolyglutamate synthase activity; dihydrofolate synthase activity; ATP binding
Source: RefSeq, a predicted model, not a curated record
CUCGGUUUGCAUCAUCCCGGUUUGCAUCAUCCCGGUUUGCAUCAUCUCGGUUUGCAUCGUCGAGUUAUAUCUGUCUUUAUCCUCCCGUUCCGGCCAGUCCAGCCAGCCCCGGUCACAUCCCUCUGCUCGCCAUGUCGAUCGAGCUCGGUCUCGCAAAGAUCACCACGCUGCUCGCUGCCCUCGGCAACCCCCACGAGAAACUCAAGAUUGUGCAUGUGGGCGGCACCAACGGCAAAGGCUCCGUGUGCGCCUACAUCUCCAAUACCCUCACCUGUGCCGGCUACAAGACCGGCCGCUUCAAUUCGCCGCAUCUCGUCGCUCCCAACGACUCGAUCCGCAUCAACGAACAGGCCAUAUCGCAGGAAGUCUACGUCCAAGCCCGAGCCGCUGUCACGCAGAUCAAUGCCAAGGAGGGCGUCCAGGCGUCGCUUUUCGAAAUCUUGACCGCCACGGCAUUCUGCCUGUUUGCCCAAGAAGCUGUCCAAGUCGCCGUCAUUGAAGUUGGGCUGGGCGGCCGUCUCGAUGCUACAAAUGUGUGCUCAAGUCCCCUCGUCUGUGUCUUCACCUCCAUUGGCCUCGAUCAUGUCGAUCUGCUUGGCGACACCCAUGCAAAGAUCGCUCGUGAAAAGGCUGGGAUCAUGCGGAGCGGCGUUCCUGUCGUCGUCGGCCACCAGGCCAACUCGGAUGCCAAGUUGGUCUUGGUCGAGCAGGCUACGGCCCUCGGCUGUCCUCUCGAACUCGCGCAGCCGCUAAUCAAGAUCCAGGACUCGGACGACACUCAGCUUGUCUCUGCCCGGUUUGCCGGCGCCAAUAUCGAGUUCCAACUGCCUCUUGUGGGCGAUUUCCAACUCGAAAACUCGGCCAUUGCCCUCAAGGCCCUCGAGUUCCUGCAGCACCCUCGCGCUGGCUUUGCCCUGUCGCCCGAGGCAGUCAUCCAAGGCAUGUCAACCGUUCGCUGGCCAGGUCGCCUCGAGUGGAUCACGGCGCCGGCCGUUGGAAGAAUGGUCAUCGAUGGAGCACACAACGCCCCCGCUGCGAUCGAGCUUCGACGCUUCAUCGACAACUACCACCGCAGACACCCACUCGCUCCCGCUGCAACCACAUUCAUCUUUGCCAUGACCCGCGGCAAAGACAUGGCCAGCGUGUUGUCGCAUCUGCUGCGAGCAAACGAUCGGCUCGUCGCCGUGCCCUUCAGCCAGCCCGAAGACAUGCCCUGGAUCCACCCGACACUGCCUGCGGAUAUCGUUGCCCUGGUUGAGGAGCGAUUUGCUUCGGUCGAGUGCGAGGCGGCGGCAGAUCUGGACAGUGCCUUCCAAACAGCGGGCACGCCCGCAUCGCAAGGACUGGUGGUUCUGUGCGGAUCGUUGUACCUUGUCGCCGAUGUCUACCGACACCUGUCCCUGCCGCUGUGAUACCAUUUCCGCCCUUGAGUCCAUGAGAUUGACGGAAUAUACUCUUUGGCUGCGCUGAGCCAAUCGAUCUGGCACACGCACCCAGACGACCGAAUGGAUGACGGGCGGUGAUGGCAAACAGGUCGGCACUGUUACAGAUCGACACCUCGUUGCGGACGGGCAUGCCGUAUAUCCUUGGACCGGCCGAUUUGAUCGUGCUAUUGUGGGCAUCGAUGUCGACCGACCAUGUUGAAUGGUCUAUUGCA